This is a messenger RNA of Phyllostomus discolor (pale spear-nosed bat), 7450 nucleotides long. It is a transcript of the gene DDHD2, whose product is annotated as DDHD domain containing 2. Gene Ontology annotation, molecular function: metal ion binding; triacylglycerol lipase activity; protein binding. Lineage: Eukaryota; Metazoa; Chordata; Mammalia; Chiroptera; Phyllostomidae. The record is from RefSeq and is a predicted model, not a curated record. Bases 288 to 2426 code for a protein of 712 amino acids. Gene Ontology annotation, cellular component: COPII-coated ER to Golgi transport vesicle. The transcript has 18 exons.
UCGCGACACUUUCUGGCGGUACCUCUGCAGCCGUCCUGGUACCUCCGGUGGUUUCCGCGCAGCAGUCACAGGCACCUCGGCUUUGCACUCCGCAGUCUGGCCCGCUGCUCGCCCGCAGGGAGCGUGGUGGAGCCCUGUGUUGGGCACGAGCCUGGCGGGGCGCAGGCUCCGCCCUGCUUCGCUCCGCCCCAUCUGGGCGAGGGAUAAAGGCCUCCACGGGGACAUGUCGUGUCCCCCUCAGCGAGGGCAGGAGACGGUGAAAGGUGGCGGCGCUGCCAGAGAGGGAAAUGUCAUCAGUGGAAACACAGCAAGAACAGUUGCCUCAGUCAGAUCCAUCUCCAUCGCCAAACUCAUGUAGCUCCUUUGAACUAAUAGACAUGGACGCUGGCGGCUUGUAUGAACCAGUUUCUCCUCAUUGGUUUUAUUGUAAGAUAAUAGAUUCUAAAGAGACAUGGAUUCCUUUCAACUCUGUGGAUUCACAGCAACUGGAAGAGGCAUAUGGCUCUGGAAAAGAUUGUAAUGGGAGCGUUGUCCCCACUGAUGGGGGCAGGUAUGAUGUUCACUUGGGGGAGAGGAUGCGGUAUGCUGUAUAUUGGGAUGAGCUGGCAUCGGAAGUGAGACGAUGCACCUGGUUUUACAAGGGAGACAAAGAUAAUAAGUAUAUUCCCUACUCCGAGAGCUUCAGCCAAGUAUUAGAGGAAACUUACAAACUUGCUGUAACUCUGGAUGAAUGGAAAAAGAAACUGGAGUCUCCCAACAGAGAAAUUAUUAUAUUACACAAUCCAAAGCUUAUGGUGCAUUACCAACCAGUUCCGGGGUCUGAUGAAUGGGGUUCAACACCCACUGAGCAGGGUCGACCAAGAACAGUAAAAAGAGGGGUUGAGAACAUCUCUGUUGACAUUCAUUGUGGAGAACCUUUACAAAUAGACCACUUGGUUUUUGUAGUCCAUGGGAUUGGACCAGCUUGUGAUCUCCGCUUUCGAAGCAUUGUACAGUGCGUUAAUGAUUUUCGCAAUGUUUCCUUGAACCUGCUACAAACGCAUUUUAAGAAAGCCCAAGAAAAUCAGCAGAUUGGGAGGGUAGAAUUUCUUCCAGUCAACUGGCACAGUCCUUUGCAUUCUACUGGUGUGGAUGUAGAUCUGCAGCGAAUAACCCUGCCCAGCAUUAACCGCCUACGGCACUUCACCAACGAUACAAUUCUGGAUGUCUUCUUCUACAAUAGCCCCACUUACUGUCAGACUAUUGUGGACACAGUUGCUUCUGAAAUGAACCGAAUAUAUACGCUUUUUCUGCAGAGGAACCCUGAUUUCAAAGGGGGCGUAUCCAUUGCUGGCCAUAGUUUAGGUUCACUUAUAUUGUUUGACAUCCUAACAAAUCAGAAAGAUUCUUUGGGGAGUAUUGACAGUGAAAAGGACUCACCAAAUAUGGAUCAAGGAGACACACCGACGCUAGAGGAAGCUCUGAAGAAGCUCCAACUUUCUGAAUUCUUUGGUGUAUUUGAGAAGGAGAAAGUAGAUAAGGAAGCUCUGGCUUUAUGUACAGACAAAGAUCUUCAGGAAAUGGGAAUUCCCUUAGGACCAAGAAAGAAGAUAUUAAAUUACUUUAGGACCAGAGAAAGUUCAAUGGGUAUUACUAGACCAUCUCUGCAAUCAGCUUCAGGGACAAGUAUGUCUAAUAUCCCCAAAGAAUCGGAGUUCUGCAGUAGUGCCAAUGGUACUGGGAAUGACUAUCUGGAUGUUGGCAUUGGGCAGGUGUCUGUAAAAUACCCCCGGCUCAUCUAUAAACCAGAAAUAUUCUUUGCCUUUGGAUCUCCCAUUGGAAUGUUCCUUACUGUUCGAGGACUAAAAAGAAUUGAUCCCAACUACAGAUUUCCAACAUGCAAAGGUUUCUUCAAUAUUUAUCACCCUUUUGAUCCUGUGGCUUAUAGAAUUGAACCAAUGGUGGUCCCAGGAGUGGAAUUUGAGCCAAUGCUGAUCCCACAUCAUAAAGGCAGGAAACGGAUGCACUUAGAACUGAGAGAGGGCUUGACCAGGAUGAGCAUGGACCUUAAGAACAACUUGCUAGGUUCACUGCGGACGGCCUGGAAAUCUUUCACCAGAGCUCAAUACCCUGCCUUACAAGCUUCAGAAGCUGUGGAAGAAACUGAAACAGAACCUGAGUCAAGUUCAGAGAAGCCUAGUGAUGAUAACGCAGAAGAGGCCUCUGCAGCAGUUAAAGAAGAAGCACCCCCCAUCAGUGUGGGAAUGCUUAAUGGAGGUCAGCGCAUUGACUACGUGCUACAGGAGAAGCCCAUUGAGAGUUUCAAUGAGUAUUUAUUUGCUUUACAGAGCCAUCUAUGCUACUGGGAGUCUGAAGAUACAGUGUUGCUGGUCCUCAAAGAAAUCUACCAAACCCAGGGUGUCUUCCUUGAUCAGCCUUUACAGUAGAAUCUUCUAUGGUUGUUUAUUAUGGACCUUGUGGGAUCCUUUUCCAGAAAACCCACCUGUGUGUUCCUGCAGUUUUUCUCUCCUCAGCUGCAUCAUUGCUUGCAUGUUGCCUGCCACUUACUCACCAUUCGGGGCUUUGUAAGAUAAUCUUCCACUUUGGAAGUGAGUGGAUAAACAAAGGGAAAACACAUUACUUUUUAACCACUGGCUUCAUAUGUAUGCUUGCCAUUCUUUCUUCAUAGCUGGGGGUGGUUUGCAUCCUUAAUUCUUUGAUGAUAGUAUAUAGGUGCCACACUUUAUUGCUUAUGUCAGAUGGUAUUGCCUGUUCGGAGUUUGAUUUGGGUUGGUAGAAAUUUUUCUAGGAAAUAAUUCUAGUUUGGAAGCAGGCACUUGGGACACACGCAUCUCUCCUUAGUGUUCUCUGCAUUUGAAAACUAAGUCUAAGCGGACAUGGAAAAGGCUCUUGAGCAGUCAUUCCUUUGAGCCAUCACUUUUUACAAAUCCUGUAUGAAGAAAGACUAAAAUGUAGCUUUAAAAAGUAUUGUUUACUCUCUCUCCAGCUGACUGACAGGUUUAUUGCUAAGAAUCACUGAUACUAUGCUGUUCAUUGUUUUUACAGUUGUUUGAAUUCAUCUGAGAGUAUAAAUGGACUAAUUAGUUCACAUUAGGUGCGUCUUUAUAAGGCAUGUUAUAUAUCUAGAAGAAGUCUGACUUACUUAUUUGAUAGUAGCUAAUGUUCUUGAGGGUAAAGCUUUUAUAAGAGCUGACAAACCUGAAAUUAUGCAGCCUUGAAUUAAUAAAAUCUCUUAGUGGCGCAUUUAUGGUGGAAUAGAAUUGUGGAAGUCACCCACCAUAUCGACUUGGGUGAAGGUAGUAUUGUGUGUCCUCUUUAAAAACACUUUGCAAACAUCAUUACCUUCUUAGAUACCCAUAAAUCAGAAUGCUUAUUUAAAAUGCUCAUGGCUCAGGAGUGUUGGUUGAGCAGGUAGGUUUGGCUAGGGGAAAAAGUUUCUUAUUCUAAAAGAAAAACAUGCCUAUGUGGGCCAAUGAACAGCUACUGCAGAGUCAGCAUCAGCACAUGCAAAGUGAGGUGUGCCUUGAAGAAAAUGGGUGAAUACAGACUAAUUUUUUUCCAAGGCAUCUACUCACCACUGUUCCAUAUUUUCUUUCUCAAGUUGGUCCAAGUUUGUCAUUGUCUUUGCAGUUUUCUUUGUGAUACACUUCCCUCAGAUUUCCACAGGCCACGGAAUAGGCAGGCAAGCUGUGUUUUUCUUUCUUUCUUUCCUUUUUAAUGUACCAUGGUAUCAAAAGCACUGGCAUUAACAUUCACUUAAGCCAUCCCUUCAACAGCAUUGGCCUUUCUCUCUUUCUGGAGAGAAAAGGUAGGGGGUUAAUUAGUGUCACCCUAGAGAUGGUAGAGGUAAGGUUGGGGUACAGGUUAGAGCCUGGCCUUUCUUUUCCCAUCUACUUACAGACUAAUGUUGACUAAGUCACUGAGUAGUUUCAGAUAAACUGAAUACUUUAUUUUCUUUAUACAGAAAUUCUGAAUUUGAAGUAAGGGUUAUUGAGAAUUAAGUAGCAUUCAAUAUAUAUUAUAGGGAAAGCUUUAUCCUCUAGCAGAAUUGGUACUAUUUAAGAGUAAACCAAAGCACAAGCAAAAGUGAGUUCUUAUAACCAAAGAUGAACAACAUAACUCCGGAUAGCUAGAUAAAGCAAUUCUUGUACUAAGAAAUGUUUCUUUCUUGAUGGUGAGGGGCAGUAAUUGUAAAAGAGCUUUAUAUCUUGUCUAUCCACUUGUGGUAUUUUGGUUGUAUAUGACACAGGGUAGUAAGCUGGAUUAUUGUUUCCUCUGGAAACUGAAAUAUUUAUGAAUUGUACAGCUUUAUAAAGAAAAGUAACAAAGGCAAAUGACUUAGAGCCAGAAAGUCUUAAGUACCCUAGGAUCUACCAAUUUCAACAUCUGCUGAAUAAGGCAAGCUGAAAUGGGUGGCAAAAUUGUCUCUUAGUUUCCCUUUGCUUCCUUAGUAGCUAAAUUGAUAUGCAUUCUAAUGUACAAAGUUAUGUUGAGUCAGUAAAUGUUAAUUGUUUCAAAGGACUACAUAUCUUGAAAGCAGUCAUUUCUGUCCUGGCUGUAAUUAAGGGAAGUCACCAUAUUUACAUUUUUAACUUACUUGCAUCUUAGGGGACAUAUUUCAUUAAAAAUAAAAAGCAACUCUUUAUUCUAAAAGUUAAGAAACAUCUAGAAGAAAAUACAAAUAAGCAUUCUAAUCAUGAUACAAUGUAAUAAGGCAAUGGAUGCCUUUCUGGCAGGGAAUAACAACAGAACAUUUAAAAAUGAUAGCCAAAUGGAUAUCAAAUGUCAGCUAAUGUAGCAAGCUUCACUCAAUUUGGGGAAUUUCUGGGGUGGUGAACAGGUGGAGGUACAGGGAGAGGGGAGAAGAGAGGGGCCAGAAACUCCAUACUCCUUUCCCAUACCUUGUCUUGUGCAUCUGUCCCACUUGGCUGGCUGUUCCUGCAUUCAGCUGUUGACAUAAAAACAUCCAAACCUACCUCUCUCAUUCCUUGCACAUCCACUCCCUUAAUCAUGAAGAUCCAUGGAUAUUUAGGUUCUAAGGUCUAGCAUUAAACAAAGCCUCGGGUCUCAAUAACAUGACCAUUUUUCCUUUUUAUAUUUAUUUGCAACUUCCACAAAUCUCCAGAAAGAUCAUAUUUGCUUAUUUCUUGUUCAACUAACAGCUAGAUGAAGACAUUUCAUAGGGUGAUAUUAUGGAUUUUGGGGGCCCUGGUAUGCUGGCACAUAAGAGGAUUCUGAUUCCUUAACCUGGAAGCUCCAAUAAGCUUGAUUUAAAUCCUUUAUUUAGUUGUAUAUAUUUUUAAAUCAUUUUUAUUUUUCAAUUACAGUUGAAAGCAAUAUUACAUUAGUUUCAGGUAUACAACCCAGUGAUUAGACACUGUAUAACUAAAUAAUCAUCCCAAUAAACCUCAUACCCCUCUAACACCAGUUAUUAGAAUAGUAUUGACUAUUCCCUGUGCUGUACUUUACAUCCAUCCCCAUGACUAUUCUGUAGCAACCAGUUUGUACUUCUUAAUCCCCUCAACCUUUGUCACCCAGCUCCUAUAACCCCCUUCCUAUCUGGCAACCAUCAAAGUAAUCUCUGUAUUUAUGAGUCUGUGUCUGUUUUGCUUGUUCAUUUAUUUUUUAGAUUCAAUUGAUGAUAGAAAUGUAUUGCCAUUUUAUUGUUCAUAUUUUUGAUCUUAAAGAAGACCCUUUAACACUUCAUAUAAUACUAGUUUGGUAAUGAUGAACUCCUUUAGCUUUUUCUUGUCUGGGAAGCUCUUUGUCUGUAUAUUCUGAGUGAGUGCUUUGCUGGGUGGAUUAAUAUUGGAUGUAGGUCCUUGCUUUUUAUAAUUUUGAGUAUUUCUUGCCAAUCCCUUUCUGCCUGAAGUUGCUUUUGAGAAAUCAGCUAACAGUCUUAUGGGGGCUCCCCUGUAGUUAACUGCUUUUCUCUUGCUGGGUUUAAAACUCUUUGUCUUUAAUCUUUUGCAUUUUGAUUACGAUGUGCCUUGGUCUGGGCCUCUCUGGGUUCAUCUUGUUUGGGACUCUGUGCUUCCUGGGCUUGUAGUUUAUUUCUCCUUCACCAGGUUAGGGCAGUUUUCAUCAUUUUUUCAAAUAGAUUUUCAAUUUCUUGCCCUCUUCUCUGUCGGGGGCCCUCAUGAUAUGAAUAUUGGCAUGCCUGAAGUUGUCCCAGAGGCUCCAUACACUAUCUUCAUUUUUUAAAAUUCUUUUUGCUGUUUUGAUUGGGUGUUUUUUGCUUCCUUAUAUUCUAUAUUGCUGAUUUGGUUUUCAGCUUCAUCUACUCUCCUGUUGAUUUCCUGUACACUAUUCUUUAAUUUAGUGUAUCUUUCAUUUCUGACUAGUUCUUUAUGGCAUCUACCAUAUUUUUCAGACUAUAAGACACACCCCCGUACUUGGGAGGAAAGGGGGGGCUGCGUCUUAUAGUCCGAAUAUUGCGAGCCUGGCUUGCUGUGCAGGGGCGGGGGGUGGGGCGGCUGUGGUGGAGUGGGGUCACAGGAGGCCGCCACUGCAUUUUCCUCCCAAAUGGGGAGGGGAGUGUGUCUUAUAGUUUGAAAAAUAGGUUAUGUCCUUUAUUUAUGCUGUUGAAGUUCUCAUUAAGUUCAUCUACUCUUCCCCUAAGUUCAUUGAACAUCCUUAUAACCAGUGUUUUGAAUUCUGCAUUCAGAUUGCUUGUCUCCCUUUUUAGGUGUUUCUUUUUGGAGUUGUGUUCUGUACUUUCAUUGGGACGUAUUUCUUUGUCUCUUCAUUUUGGUAGCUUCCUUGUAUUUGUUUCUGUGUAUUAGGUAGAGCUACUGUCUCUGGGGCUUGCUGGAGUGGCCCAUUGCAGUAGGUGUCCUGCAGGGCCCAGGAGCACAGCCUCCUUCCUGGCUCACCCGAGCUGAGCACUCCAGGUGUUCCCCCUCCCCCGUGUGGGCUGUGCUAAACCUCUUGUAGUUGAGCUUUGAUUUCUGUUGGCACAUCAAUGGGGGGGAUUUUAGCUGUAUAUUAUUUGCACUAUUUCAGUCACAUCAUGUGCAGUCUCUUGACCAAGCCUGUUUUUAAAUUCUGGUAGAGUAUGUCAUUUUAUACAUAUUCCAAACUCCAGAACUGGUAUUGCCUAUCUUAGCAAAAGAGAUUGUUUGCAUGGAAAGAUUAAUAGCACUGAAUUGCUUUCUGAUAUUUUGCACUUUUUGAAAUGUCUGUUUUUUACAUGAUUAUAUUUAAAACUCUAGUAAAUACUGAAAUAAAACCAUAUUGACCCUCUGCCUACUGUUACCUGGUUCAUCCAUCAUAAAGUAAAGAGUAUCAGUACAAUAACCAUUUUCUCUUCCCUUAUGGAUUAUUAAACAAAUUUAAAAAAUAAAAGUUGCCGGCAAAGAACUAACAUUUAAGUCCCUUUACUGGUGUUUUCAUUGUCAUAGGCAGAUGUAGUUCAGAAUUAAAAAAAAAACAAUUUAAAGCAUGGCAG